AUGGCCACCUCAGAACUUCAUUUAGCGAUGUUCCCCCGGCUUGCCUUCGGUCAUUUCAUUCCUUUCCUUCACCUCUUAAACAAUCUUGCGGAGAGAGGUUACAAAGUCUCCUACUUAUUGCCCAAAGGAGCUCUCCCAAAGUUACAACAGCUCAACCACCGCCCAGAAUUUAUACACUUCUUUCCUCUUGUGAUUCUCCAUGUUGGUCGUCUCCCUCCCGGUGCUGAAACUGCUUCCGAUGUACCAUUCCCUCUUCAUGAACUACUUGCUUCUGCCAUAUAUGGACAAACCUCGAGAUCAAGUUGCGACCAUUCUGAUCAAGAAAUAAAAUUCAAUGAGGCCCCUCAUAUUGCCAGGCUAAACAAUCCCCGUGUAGGGGCUUUCUUUUACGUGCGGUUAACUACCGGCUUGAAAUGGUGUGAUGCAAUUGCUUUGAGAUCAUGUCAAGAAAUUGAGGGAGCUUAUUCUGACUAUCUUGCACAACAGUAUUCAAAGCCUGCGUUGUUAACAGGAACAAUGGCCACCUCAAAACUUCAUGUAGCAAUGUAUCCUUGGUUUGCGUUUGGCCAUUUCAUUCCUUUCCUUCACCUCUCAAACAAGCUUGCCGAGAGGGGUCUCAAGGUCUCCUACUUAUUGCCCAAAGGAGCUCUCCCAAAGCUACAACAACUCAACCACCAUCCACACCUUAUACAAUUCUUUCCUCUUGUGAUUCCCCAUGUUGAUGGUCUCCCUCCUGGUGCUGAAACUGCUUCCGAUGUACCGUUCCCUCUUCAUGACCUACUUAUUUCUGCCAUGGACAAAACUAAAGAUCAAGUUGAGACCAUACUCGGCAAUCUCAAGCCAGACAUUGUCUUCUUCGAUUUUGGGCGAUGGAUUCCAUCAUUAGCCCGUCGAUUAGGCUCCAUGUCAAUCUACUAUUCCGUGGUUAACGCAUGCUCGAUGGCGUUCUCCAUGGUUCCAGCUAAAGGACUUACUCUGGAAACUACCUUGGAUGAGCAAAUCCAACCGCCGCCUGGCUACCCUUCUACUACUGUGAUAAUAAAACGCGAUGAGGCCCCUCAUAUAGUUCUGGUAAACGAUCCCCCCCGUGCCGCUUCCUUUUGCUUGCGGCUAACUGAAAUUUUGAAAGAGAGCGAUGUGAUUGCAUUGAGAACUUGCAAUGAAAUCGAGGGACCUUUCUGUGACUAUAUUGCACAACAGUAUUCAAAGCCUGUGCUGUUAACCGGGCCUGUUUUGCCGGAAACUCCAGCUACACAGCUUGAAGAGAAAUGGGAUAAGUGGCUAAACAAGUUUGAGGCAGGUUCAGUGGCGUAUUGUGCAUUCGGUAGCCAAAUUACACUACAAAAAGAGCAAUUUCAAGAGAUAAUGUUGGGAUUCGAGUUAAGUGGGUCUCCAUUCUUGGUAGCCCUGACGCCGCCUCACGGAUAUUCAACCAUCGAAGAAGCAUUACCUGAGGGGUUUAAAGAGAGAGUUGGUGACAGAGGUUGGGCUCAUGGAGGAUGGGUACCGCAGACACUGAUACUAAAACACCCUUCUGUUGGGUGUUUUGUGAGCCACUGUGGAUUUGGCUCCAUGUGGGAAUUUCUGGUUAGUGAUUGCCAAAUAGUGCUGAUUCCAUUUCUGCCCGACCAAGUUAUGGGUGCAAGAUUAAUGGUACAAGAAUUGAAGGUGGCAAUAGAAGUGGAGAGAGGAGUUGACUGGAUUAUUGGGAAAGAAAGUUUGAGCAAAUCAAUCAAUUUAGUAAUGGACAAGGAGAGUGAAUUGGGUAAUUCAGUGAGGAACAAUCAUGUUAAAUUUAAAAGUAUCUUUUCUAGCAAGCAUUGGCAAGAUGAGAAGAUUGGUACUUUCGUUCAAGAUCUGCAAUUUAUAUUGGAAUCUGGGAAAUAGAAAUUUCCAGGAACUUACAUGCAUAAGCAAGUUCACAAAUGUAUGUUGUUUACCUCAAGAAUUUAUAAUGAAUUUGGCUCUGCUAGGCGAAGAAGUUGUAGUGAAUUGUUUCAUAAUUUAAUAAAAUGGGGAAAUUCUUUGAACCCUUUGCAGUUUUUGUGAUCUUUUAAGUGCGCAAACUAAAGUCCCGGACGUUGGAGGAGAUUCUUCUCCCUUCAAAUCUCAGAUUCUGAGAGGAGAAACACAAGAUUGUGUUUGAGCUUGGUGGUACUUGGCCACUAGGGGAUUGAUGUGAAAG
This is a messenger RNA of Pistacia vera, 2185 nucleotides long. Its product is annotated as UDP-glycosyltransferase 79B9-like. Gene Ontology annotation, molecular function: UDP-glycosyltransferase activity. The transcript is spliced from 3 exons. The record is from RefSeq and is a predicted model, not a curated record. NCBI's taxonomy places the organism in Eukaryota, Viridiplantae, Streptophyta, Magnoliopsida, Sapindales, Anacardiaceae. Bases 1 to 1887 code for a protein of 628 amino acids.